AACUAUUUUUUCGUCCAUCUUUUUCUCUCUCUUAUCUACUUUGUUUGAAGAUAAAAAGAAAGAGAAAGAAACUGUUUAGAUCUCUCUCUUUCUUACGUACACACACUUUCAACUUUUCCUUCUCCCCAGCAAUAUCUUCCGUGUGUUUCUGUGUCCUAAUUCCAACUAAUUUCAAAAAUCCUCAUCAUAUUCAUGUCUUCCACAUUCUAGGGUUUUCAAUUUCAAUGGAUCUUACAAAUGAUGACGACGACGGAGACUCACAUAAGUCCUUCGAUUCCGUUCGUUGUUCAAUUUGCCUCGACUUUGUUUUUCAUAACGGUGCUAGAUCCUUUGCUAAUCUUCAAUGCGGUCAUGAAUUUCAUCUUGAUUGCAUUGGCUCGGCCUUCAAUAUGAAAGGGGCAAUGCAAUGUCCUAAUUGUCGGAAGACUGAGAAAGGUCAGUGGCUUUAUGCUAAUGGCAGUCGAUCAUAUCCAGAAGUCAAUGUGGAUGAUUGGACACGUGAUGAGGAUCAAUAUGAUCUCAGCUAUUCUGAAAUGUCCCUGGGAGUUCACUGGUGCCCCUUUGGUAACUUUGCCCAACUUCCUUCUUCAUUCGAAGAACGUGAAUUUUCACCAACUGCAUAUCAUGAUGCACUGGGACAACAUGCCAUGUAUACCGAGCCUUCGGCUGUGUCUUCGAGUAGUCAUCCUUGUCCAUAUGUUGCUUACGUUGGACCGGUGCAUCCCUCCACCUCCAACUCUGGUGGAACUGUGUCAGAAGUUUCGAAUUUCAAUCACUGGAAUGGUCCGCCUAUACAUGGUGACAUGUCAACCUCCUACACAAUUCCUGCAGUGGUUUUUCAUUAUCACAGUUGGGAUCACCAUUCCUCGCAUUUCUCCUCUGGCAGCAGCCGCCUCGGUGCUGCUGAUCAGCCCUCCUUGCCACAAAGUAAUCAAAGGCCGGCCAGGGGUGGUUCAGAGGUUCCUAGAUCUGGAUCUUAUAUGCAUCCGUUCCCUGUUGGUCACAGUUCUACUGCUAGACCCGGGAACUCUGCUGCAUCUUCAAUGAUUCCUCCUUAUCCUGGCAGCAAUGCUCGUGCUCGUGAUAGAGUCCAAGCGCUUCAAGCAUACUAUCAACCACAGCAACCUCCAAAUUCUACCACAAUACGGACACCUGUUGCUACCAGCACUCGAAGAUCCAGCAGUCACAGUGGAUCAACUUCAUUGGCAUUGAUGACCUCUACACCAGACCAAAGUGGUAGCUACGUUUAUGUCCCAGGACGCAAUUUUCAAGAAGAAACACGUCUUCCAAGUCACUUCCAUGCUUGGGAUAGAGAUCACUUGCCUUCGUCCUCAAUAAACCAAGUUGGUAGAGAAUCAAGUUGGAGAACGUACCACCAGACUGCCAGCGGAUCAGACCCAGGUUUCAGAUCUACCAACUUUCGAGUAAGAAGUGAUUCGGAGAGAACGUCUUCACAAAAUCGAUGAUACACAUAAUUUCUGUCAAAAACUACCAUUAUUAUGGAAAAUCAAAAUUUGUGUAUGAUUGUAAAAUGUUACAUAAUGCGUUGGCCGGGUUGGCAUGUUAUCUUAAACUCUAUAUACUCUGGCUAGCCUUGGAAUUAAUCUUUCUGGCAGCCAUGAGGCAUUGUGAAUGGACAUUGGCUUCCUCUGGUUUCGUUGCUUUGGAAGGCAUAAAAUAAGAUAUCAGGUUUUGUAAAGUAAUUUUGAGGCGUUACCAUCUCAAAUGAUAAAUCGAGUGAAUGAUAGCGGUGAUUGGAUU
Messenger RNA from Cicer arietinum (chickpea), 1761 nucleotides. RefSeq names its product E3 ubiquitin-protein ligase RFI2-like. Gene Ontology annotation, molecular function: ubiquitin-protein transferase activity. The record is from RefSeq and is a predicted model, not a curated record. Lineage: Eukaryota; Viridiplantae; Streptophyta; Magnoliopsida; Fabales; Fabaceae.